Mobula hypostoma (lesser devil ray) is the source of this 3337-nucleotide messenger RNA. RefSeq names its product SAS-6 centriolar assembly protein (gene sass6). NCBI's taxonomy places the organism in Eukaryota, Metazoa, Chordata, Chondrichthyes, Myliobatiformes, Myliobatidae. The transcript has 17 exons. Gene Ontology annotation, biological process: centriole replication. Bases 203 to 2197 code for a protein of 664 amino acids. Gene Ontology annotation, cellular component: centrosome; centriole. The record is from RefSeq and is a predicted model, not a curated record.
UUGUGAAGGUGGCGGGAAAGUGGCCGGGAACCGGUAACCCUUAGCAACUGAGCCGGAGCGGCGGGCCUAGCUCUGCCUGUCGUGAAUCCGAGCGCUGGGAGGGGUCCGAUCCUCGGAGAGCCAUGCAGUAGCGCUGGGCCGCUGGGAUUGUUGGCCGCGGAUAUCAUGAGGUGAAAACGGGUGUAGGAUUCCCCAGCGCACGAUGGCUGAGGAGCUGUUCUGUCAAAGUGUCGCCGUACUCGUGAAGUGCAAGGACUGUGAGGACAGGAGGGAAAAUGUCCGCCUCACAGUAGGAUGGCAAUCUGGUUCGAACGCAAUUCACAAAAAGGAUUUAUCUGUCCGUUUGACUGAUGACACAGAUCCCUUCUUCUUGUAUAAUCUUAUGAUUAGUGAAGAUGAUUUUCUGAGUUUAAAGAAUCAACAAGGACUGCUUGUAGAAUUUUCUGCUUUUCCCCAGCGGUUCAUUGAACUUUUGGACCAAUGUAUCCAGGAACAAAACAAAGAUGUUCCAAGGUUUACUCUUCAGUUAGUAACGCAGUCUCCAGCAUUGGAUCACAUGCCUGCAAGCUUAAAUAUAAUAGAAACUAACCCAUUCAAGCACCUCACGCAUCUCUCCUUAAAGCUGCUUCCAGGAAAUGACAAUGAGAUAAAGAAAUAUUUAGCAGUCUGCCUUCAUAAUGUGAAGAUAGAAAAUGGUUCAUUACAAGAAAGGUUACAUAGAACAGAAGAAGACUUAAUGAAAAGAUUAAGCAUUACUCAACAGACCUUAGCAGAAAAGAGUAAGGAACUGGACAGAUUACGUAAUGAAUGGACCACACAUACUAACUUGAUGACAAACAAACACAGCCAAGAAGUUACUUUGGAACGGGAAAAGGCUUUACAGGCUCAAACGCACUACCAGCAACAAUGGGAGCAGCAAAAAAAAGAAAUAGAAGUCACAAAUAGUCAAACAGUACAACAUCUUGAAAGGAGGAUAGCGGAAAUAGAAGCUGUCAACAAGGAUCUUACUGAAAGGAAAUAUAAAUCAGAAUCUGCAAUACGAGAGAUGAAAGCCAAAUUAUGCGUCGUGGAAGAGGAAUGUCAAAGAUCGAAACAGGAAGUCAUUUCACUGAGGCGAGAAAAUGCCACUUUGGAUGCAGAGUGCCAUGAAAAGGAAAAGUUACUGAAUCAGCUGCGUACAAGGACUGCAGUGCUGGACCAGGAAGUUAAGGAUAAAGAGCAAGUGGUUACAAGGACAACAGAAGUCUGUGAAAGCAUGCAGGAGCAUAAGAAAAAUCUAGAAGAGAGCUUGGAACAAAAACAACAGCAAAUGGGAAAACUAGAAGCUACUGUGAAAUCUCUUUCAGAAGAAUUAUUAAAGGCUAAUGAAAUCAUCAAAAAGCUUCAGGGAGACAUUAAGAAGCUGAUGGAAAAAAUUAAACUGAAAAAUGCAGUUACAAUGCAACAAGAAAAACUUUUAGGAGAAAAAAUGCAAAUACUCCAGAAGGAGCAGCAAGAACUAGCAGAUGUACAACAGGUCCUGAGGCACAAGGAAGAGGAGGUUUGCAAGUUACAGGAGAAGUUAGAUGCCACUGUCACAAAACUAGAAGAAAGCAAACAGCUUCUAAAGACAAAUGAAAAUGUAAUAUCUUGGUUGAAUAAACAACUGAAUGAAAAUAAAUUAGCAUCUCUGCAAGAAACUCCAGGGUCCUGUGAUCCAUCAUCAGUAUCUAGUGGCAAUCUGUCCAGGCCUGGGGGCAUGCAAAACAGCAUGCAAACUUUGUACCCUCCUUUCUCUGUCUUGAUGCCGCAGACUGCCUCCUCUGUUUCGCCGUCAGACAAUUACUCUAAGAGCUCUGGUUCUUCUGUACGAAUGAAUGCUCCACUCCUGAGGCCUGGUGUAUCAAGGCAUGGUCUUCAGAUGCAGAUCAGUCCUGUGCAGCUAAAUACUAGUACCUUUCCUGCAGCAGCCCCUCCAUCUUCAACACCAGCAGCAACAGCUCUCCCCUCCAAAAGUGAACCAGUUGGUUUAGACCAGAAGUACUUACAAAAGAGGGAAUGCAGUAAACCUGUGUUGUCUCGAGGAGCAUCAUUGCAGAAGCCAUUUUAUCCAUCUGGCACAGUGCCAACUCGACCCCUAGUGCCAAAGCAAGGAAAUUCACCACCAGUGACAUCUGCCUACUUUCCAGGACAACAGCCUAGACUCCCUGCAUCAUGAAGAGCACAGUAAUUACUUCUCAACACAGGGCUUGAAGAGAGACAGAUAAUGAGAAAGGAACAGGCCAUCUGAAUGUAUCACUGCAGGUGCUUGGACCUGUAAGAAACGAUUGGACUGGGCAGUGAUAAUUAGCAUAAACCCAGGUGCUCAUUCAAACUGCCAGAAUACACUUGCCAUUCGCAAAAUGUAAUUUGAUUUGUGUUAAAGCAAGUGAGUGUUUUCCUUCUGCACAGGAGGCAGCUGAAUACCAAAGCAUUUGUUGUAAACUCAGGAGUGAAGAUUUGAGCCUCAUUUCAUUGUAAUUCCUGCAAACUGCAGAAUGUUUUGAACAAUCAAGAAUUUGAAAACUAAAAUCUUAUUUUAACAGUGAAGAAUAUUAGCUGCUUUCUCUGUGUAGAAACUGAAGAUGUCUCUUUUGUUUCCUCCUCCCUCAACAAUCACUUUUGAUAAAUCCUGCUAUUUCAAUUUACUAUAUAUGUUACUAACUGUGUGGGUUAAGAUCCUCAGCAAUACUUCCAGUUUUUCAUUUUGCCCUUUGGUACCAAUAUCUUUCGCACAGCUAGUCUUUACUAUUUUGCCCAAACUGUACGAUCUUUCUUAAUCUGGAAUUAUGUAUUUGGUUCCUGUGAAUGCUUAACAGAACAACAUUCUUUCAUACAUUUACGUGUAUAAAAGUGACAUUAAGCAUAAUAAUGGGACCUUUCCAAAAUUCAGUGUACACAGUCAGUAUUACAAAAACAGGAAUGGGUUGGCCCUUCCCAACACUGCACCGAGUACAGAGAUGUUAAUGUUUAGCACUGGUGGGGGAAUCUUUGUCAAGGUGCGAAGUGCAGUCUUGAUUAUAGGACAGCAGUUAUAUUUUUGUCUGAAAACUGAUAAUAAAAUUUGGAUGCAGUUUGUCUAUUGAAAGUGAUUCCUAAAUAGCAUGCCAUUAACUAGGCCCUUUCAAGUUGUAUAAAAGUUGGAAUUAUGAACCUUGAGUAGUUCUGAAAGCAAUUUAAUAAGGUGACAAAUGUAAUUGCAUCAAGGAUUUUAAAAUGCAUCAAAUAUAUAGAAUUGGGUCUAUUUUCUUACUGUGUUGUAAGUAGUAAUUUAUGACAUGUUAACUGAAUGUAUCAGUGUACAAACUGUAAAAUUGUA